UUCUUCACAUGCACGCUCUUCCUCAGUCCUCGUAUCCCUGAUCGAGGGAAGUUCCUCGAGCUCCCAGAACAAGCGUAAUUGUGAGUCUAAAGAAGAACUAAAGUUACAUUGAAUGCGUUUUGAAUUAAAUGAAUUAUUAAAAAUAGGGCCGGAAAUAAUCCACCCCAGCCUCGUAUUCUGUAAGUAAGGGCCGUUAGGAAGACGCAUUUUUCCUUCGCCUAACAGGUCCCAGAAAGUAUCUGCGCCUAUUAAUAAAUCUAUGUUUAUAGAAUUUAAAAACUGCGGAUCUGCCAGCGUUAUGUUGUCUGGAAUACAGAACUGCUCGCUUAAUUGACAUAAGGCCGGCAACGAAGACGUUAUUCGUGAUAAAACAAAACAAGAAAUGCGCGUGAUGUAAUUAUUAUCAACGCGUUAUUUUAUUUCAAUGUUACAAGUCUCUGAACAUUGUAAAACUGAAUCGCCUACACCUCUAACUUCAAAAGUGGUCUGUAUAAUUAGUACGUUAAUUAAUUUGCGAAAUGAUUCGGUUAUAAAACACCGCUAGCUUCCAUUGUCAAGCAGCGCGCGCGCCUAUUACUAUAAUAUUAAUACCAUUACUAUCGGCGACUUCGACAACAGCUGUUGACAAUAGAACGGUGUGAGUGCCUAUAGAUUGAGCGCAAUCAAUUUGCAUGUGUGCUUUGUUAACGUGAAUCGGGAGCCGGUUUGCGGGAGCGGAGGAUGGGAUGCUCGCAGGCGGUGCCGCUGUGUCUGCGCUUGUCGCGGAGCUCCCAGUCGCCGUACUAAGUGCACGAAGUGCAACCGAAUUGUCUGUGUUUUCACUAUGGAUCAAUGUGUUAUGUUUUCGGUUACAUUUCCUACACGGACCGAACCUACAACUAUCGAGUGCGCGUCCUGAACGUAAACAAUUCUUGCAAAGCUUGUUUGUUUAUCGUUCCCGACUCUAUAUAAAGAACUUCACACGCAUAACUAGCGGUAUUUGCGUUCACGUUACGCGUCCAGUGUGUCGCUCUGUUUGUUUACUUGAUUAUUCAAACGAAGGAAACAUGGCAUCCCGGGAACCCGCGUCUGACCAACUAGUGGACUAUAAAAAAUCUAUCAAGGAUUCACCUGGAUUUAUCACAACAAAGUCCGGUUCACCAGUGGGCGUGAAAACUGCUAUCCAAACUGUUGGCAAGAAUGGCCCUGCUCUUCUUCAAGAUGUAAAUUUUUUGGAUGAAAUGUCUGCUUUUGACAGAGAACGUAUCCCAGAACGUGUGGUGCAUGCGAAGGGCGCAGGUGCCUUUGGUUACUUUGAAGUCACUCAUGAUAUUACAAAGUACUGCGCUGCAAAGGUGUUUGAGUCUAUUGGAAAGAAAACACCAAUUGCUGUACGAUUCUCUACAGUUGGAGGAGAAAGUGGUUCUGCUGACACUGUACGUGACCCAAGAGGAUUUGCUGUAAAGUUCUACACAGACGAUGGCAACUGGGAUCUUGUUGGUAAUAACACUCCUAUUUUCUUCAUUAGGGACCCCACACUAUUUCCUAGUUUUAUUCAUACUCAGAAGAGGAAUCCAGCAACGCACUUGAAAGAUCCUGAUAUGUUCUGGGACUUCUUGACUUUGAGGCCUGAGUCUGUACAUCAAGUUCUUUAUCUAUUUGGAGACCGUGGUAUUCCUGAUGGCUACAGGCAUAUGAAUGGAUAUGGCUCCCAUACAUUUAAACUUGUUAAUGCUCAAGGAGUGGCACACUGGGUAAAAUUCCACUACAAAACUAAUCAAGGCAUUAAGAACUUGCCAGUAGACAAGGCUGCUGAGCUUGCAUCCAAUGAUCCCGACUACUCCAUCAGGGAUCUGUACAAUGCUAUUGGAAAAGGAGAUUUUCCAUCUUGGACUCUUUACAUCCAAGUAAUGACAAUGGCUCAGGCUGAAACUUCUAAAUUAAAUCCAUUUGACUUAACUAAGAUUUGGCCUCAUACUGAAUACCCUCUCAUUCCUGUUGGUAAGUUGGUCUUGGAUCGUAAUCCUAAGAACUACUUUGCUGAAGUUGAACAAGUUGCCUUUAGUCCUGCUAAUCUCGUUCCCGGUAUAGAGCCUUCUCCCGACAAGAUGUUGCAAGGGCGCUUAUUCUCUUAUAGCGAUACUCAUCGCCAUCGUCUUGGAGCCAAUUAUUUGCAAAUUCCUGUUAACUGCCCGUAUCGUGUCAAAGUGACCAAUUACCAACGUGAUGGUCCUCAGGCCAUCAAUAACCAAGAAGGAUGCCCCAACUAUUUCCCUAACUCAUUCUCUGGGCCUCAGGAGUGCCCACGUGCUCAGCGCUUACAACCACGUUAUACUGUUAGUGGAGACAUAGACAGGUAUGACAGUGGUCAAACGGAAGACAAUUUCUCACAAGCUACUAUGCUGUACAAGAAUGUGUUUGAUGAUGCUGCUAAACAGAGGUGCAUCAGUAACAUUGUAGGUAAUCUAAAAGAUGCUGCAGGUUUUAUACAAGAGAGAGCCAUUAAAAUCUUUACUCAUGUUCAUCCUGAUUUAGGCAGCAAGGUAGCAGCUGGGUUGGCUCCUUUCAAAAAAUACCAUGCAAACUUGUAAAAGUACGAUUAGGAUUAAGGGGUGUUAUUCUUAGAGAUAACUAACAAUUUUUGAUGAUGACUGUAUGGGAAAAGUGGGGUAUUGAUUGUAAUCGUGUUUUUUUAUACAAGACACAAAGUUUUAUGUACCUUAAGAUUUAUUUGUUAUUUUGACUAUAUUCAGUUAUACAGCUAUUUGUUUUUAUUUACUACAAUGUAUGAACUUUAUUAAAAAAUAUAUAAAAAAUACCUAA
Molecule: messenger RNA, 2802 nt
Organism: Chilo suppressalis (striped riceborer)
Lineage: Eukaryota; Metazoa; Arthropoda; Insecta; Lepidoptera; Crambidae
Source: the annotation of a GenBank genome assembly